Danaus chrysippus (African queen) is the source of this 1506-nucleotide messenger RNA. Lineage: Eukaryota; Metazoa; Arthropoda; Insecta; Lepidoptera; Nymphalidae. The record is from the annotation of a GenBank genome assembly.
AUGAAUUCUCAAGAAUUUAGAGAAAUAGGAAAAGCUACGAUUGAUCUGAUCGCCGAUUAUCAUGAUAAUAUUAGAAAUAGAAAUGUAUUACCCUCAGUUGAACCAGGCUAUCUUUUAAAACUAUUGCCUGAAGAGGCUCCUGAAGAACCCGAAGAUCACAAAAAUGUUCUUAAGGAUUUUUGUGAAACGAUAAUGCCUGGGAUAACUCACUGGCAAUCACCACAAUUUCACGCAUAUUUUCCAACUGGACAAUCGUUCGCCAGUAUUAUAGGAAGCAUCCUUAGCGAUGGAUUAGGUGUCAUCGGUAUAACAUGGAAUGCAAGUCCUGCCUGUACGGAACUGGAGGUCGUUACAAUGAAUUGGCUAGGAAAGUUAUUGGGUUUACCUGAGGAAUUUCUCAACUGCUCUGAAGGACCUGGAGGCGGUAUCAUACAGGGCUCCGCAAGUGAAGCAACUCUUGUUUGUCUGCUGGCGGCGAAGGAUAAAAAGAUACGACAACUUCUAGAAAAUGAUCCGAAUUUAGAUGAAGACGAAACUAAAAAUAAGUUUGUUGCAUAUACAUCGGAUCAGUGCAAUUCUUCUGUUGAAAAAGCUGGUGUACUUGGUUCGAUGAAAAUGCGGCUCUUGCCAAGUGAUAACAACGGUCAAUUACGAGCACAAACAUUAAAAGAUGCAUUUGAAGAAGAUAAGGCAAAGGGUCUUAUACCUUGCUACUUUGUUGCAAAUUUGGGUACCACAGGAAUAUGUGCUUUUGAUCCUAUUUAUGAACUCGGACCAAUAUGUCAAGAAGAAGGUGUCUGGUUGCACGUUGAUGCAGCCUAUGCGGGAGCUGCAUUUAUAUGCCCAGAAUAUAGACAUCUAAUGAAAGGCAUAGAAUAUGCCGAUUCUUUUGAUAUGAACGCACACAAAUGGCUUCUUGUGAAUUUUGAUUACUCAGCAAUGUGGGUAAAAAAUUCCUAUGACUUAAUAAAUGCUUUCGACGUUCAACGUAUAUAUUUAGAUGAUGUUAAAACAGCUGCUAAAGUUCCGGAUUAUCGUCACUGGCAAAUGCCACUAGGCCGUAGAUUUCGCUCUUUGAAGCUAUGGACUGUGAUAAAAAUGUAUGGAGCAGAAGGUCUGAGAAAACAUAUCAGAGAUCAAAUAAGUUUAGCACAGUAUUUUGCUAAAUUAGUGCAAAACGAUGAAAGGUUUGUAGUAGAACCGGAGCCAUCUAUGGCUUUGGUAUGCUUCAGACUUGUUAAUGGUGAUAAAAUUACAAGAGAAUUAUUAGAUAAUUUAACUAAGAAGAAGGAAUUAUUUAUGGUUGGGUGUACCUACAGAGGGCGAUUCGUUAUAAGAUUUGUUAUUUGUUCUCGAUUUACUAACAAGGAAGAUGUGGAAACUAGCUGGAAUAUUAUCAAGGAAGAAGCAGAUCACUUAAUUCCAGAAAAAAUGAACGCUAAAUCACAUGCAAUUUCAGCAUUCGAUCAGUUGGGAACUGUAGGUAUAUACGAAAAAUCUAAAUAA